AUCUUUGCUGUGUUGUUUUGAAUGUUGUGCUGUUGAGAAAAGCUGAUAUGUCUUUAAAAGCCAUUGUUUUCAUUCAACUGUUUGGAUCUGUUGUGUUAAAUGGCGUGACGAUUGCUAAGGUAGAGUCCAGUCAACGUGAUGACGACUUCCGGUUUGACUGGCGAGAUUUUGGAGUGAUUUCCCCUGUAUCUGACCAAGGUACUCAGGACAUUGGCGCCGAUAUAGCUGCCACAGAGUGUGUGGAAAGUCUGCUGGCCAUACAAACACGCAGCAAGGUCAAGGCUCUGAGCAAACAGGAAGUGCUCGACUGUUGUGACGACCACCAACACGAGCCAAGAUGGACGUGGUUUGACUGUAUAGCUGGCAUUGGUGGACUUUGUACUUCUGACUCCUACAGAGGUGUGGGCAGGUGUGAGAACAACACCUGCACGUCCACGGGGAAGAUUCAGGGAGCGGGCUAUGUACCUAAGGGCAGCGAGACUCUAAUGGCUCAACUACUUCAUAACACAACACUCUUGGCGUACAUUGAUAUCACACCUCAAUCUUUUCUGAACUACAAAGGUGGGAUUUACUUUGACAGGAUGUGCACACCCGGUGGUAUUUCCCAUCACGCAGUCCAAAUCGUUGGGUACGGAACUGUAGGUGGAAUGGAUUAUUGGAUUAUCAAAAAUUCUUGGGGUACACAGUGGGGCGAGCAAGGCUACAUGAGGAUGUUAAGAGGCCAGAACAUCUGUGGAAUCUCGGCCAUUUCCAGUUAUCCUAAAUAAAUAAAUCAGCGCUGGUAACAUACGUUUUGUGCCUUUUUAUGUCAGUCAUUGUUAUAGAGAA
Molecule: messenger RNA, 828 nt
Organism: Physella acuta
Lineage: Eukaryota; Metazoa; Mollusca; Gastropoda; Physidae
Biological process (GO): proteolysis
Molecular function (GO): cysteine-type peptidase activity
Source: RefSeq, a predicted model, not a curated record